Molecule: messenger RNA, 1413 nt
Organism: Impatiens glandulifera
Lineage: Eukaryota; Viridiplantae; Streptophyta; Magnoliopsida; Ericales; Balsaminaceae
Product: polyubiquitin
Exons: 2
Coding region: 109-1251 (380 amino acids)
Biological process (GO): modification-dependent protein catabolic process; protein ubiquitination
Cellular component (GO): cytoplasm; nucleus
Molecular function (GO): ubiquitin protein ligase binding; protein tag activity
Source: RefSeq, a predicted model, not a curated record
AUUUCUCCGUCUGAAGCCAUAAUCUCCGUCUUAUAAAUACCACCCAUCUCUCAUCUCCGCCAUCAUAUUAUCUUCAAUCCAAAUCCUUCUUAUAAUCUACCGAUCAAGAUGCAAAUAUUCGUGAAAACCCUAACAGGAAAGACGAUAACCCUAGAGGUUGAAUCGUCAGACACAAUCGACAACGUAAAAGCCAAGAUCCAAGAUAAGGAAGGAAUUCCACCAGAUCAACAACGUCUAAUCUUCGCCGGAAAACAGCUAGAAGAUGGAAGAACCCUAGCUGAUUACAAUAUUCAAAAGGAAUCAACUCUUCAUUUAGUUCUUCGUCUUCGUGGAGGGAUGCAGAUCUUCGUUAAAACCCUAACCGGUAAGACUAUAACCUUAGAAGUUGAAUCAUCAGACACAAUCGAUAACGUUAAGGCGAAGAUCCAAGAUAAGGAAGGAAUUCCUCCGGAUCAACAACGUCUAAUCUUCGCUGGAAAACAACUAGAAGAUGGAAGAACCCUAGCUGAUUACAACAUUCAAAAGGAAUCAACUCUUCAUUUAGUUCUUCGUCUUCGUGGAGGGAUGCAGAUCUUCGUUAAAACCCUAACCGGUAAGACUAUAACCUUAGAAGUUGAAUCAUCAGACACAAUCGAUAACGUUAAGGCGAAGAUCCAAGAUAAGGAAGGAAUUCCUCCGGAUCAACAACGUCUAAUCUUCGCUGGAAAACAACUAGAAGAUGGAAGAACCCUAGCUGAUUACAACAUUCAAAAGGAAUCAACUCUUCAUUUAGUUCUUCGUCUUCGUGGAGGGAUGCAGAUCUUCGUUAAAACCCUAACCGGUAAGACUAUAACCUUAGAAGUUGAAUCAUCAGACACAAUCGAUAACGUUAAGGCGAAGAUCCAAGAUAAGGAAGGAAUUCCUCCGGAUCAACAACGUCUAAUCUUCGCUGGAAAACAGCUAGAAGAUGGAAGAACCCUAGCUGAUUACAACAUUCAAAAGGAAUCGACUCUUCAUUUGGUUCUUCGUCUUCGUGGAGGAAUGCAGAUAUUUGUUAAAACCCUAACUGGGAAGACGAUUACGCUUGAAGUUGAAUCAUCGGAUACGAUUGAUAAUGUGAAGGCGAAGAUUCAAGAUAAGGAAGGAAUUCCUCCGGAUCAACAGAGGUUGAUCUUUGCAGGGAAGCAAUUGGAGGAUGGCCGUACUUUGGCUGAUUAUAAUAUUCAGAAGGAAUCGACUCUUCAUCUUGUCCUGCGUCUUCGUGGAGGUUAAUUAUUGAAGAAAAUUUAUGAUUAUUUGAAAAAGUUCUAUAUAUAUAAAUUGUGUAUGUGAUGUGUUUUAUGUGAAUGUGAUGCAAUGUGACAAUAGUAAUUGUAUUAAUUAUAAAAAACUUUAAUGUUGGAAUAAAUUAUGUGUUAAUUAUUGUGAUCUAAA